AGGGACCUGGAGCCCAGUCCCCAGUGAGUAAAGACAGCACAAGGAGAAGACAUUCUGAGUCUUCACCAUGGAAGAGUUUCUCAGCCUCUCUCUGGGCCUCUUGCUCUGCCUGGGGCUCAGGCUGGCCCACGGGGGCAUGGAUGCAUGCUAUGAUGGCCAAGGACACCCACAGCGUUGUCUGCCUGUGUUCGAGAAUGCAGCGUUUGGCCGCCAGGUCCAGGUGACCAACACAUGUGGCAGCCCACCCGAAGACUACUGCCUCCAGAUGGGGGCCCCUGGAGACACCAAGCUGUGCCACCGCUGUGAUGCCAGGGACCCCGACCACCACCACAACGCCUCCUACCUGACCGACUUCCACAGCCAGGAAGAGAGCACUUGGUGGCAGAGCCAGUCCAUGGCCUUUGGGGUCCAGUACCCCAACUCGGUCAACAUCACCCUACAGCUGGGAAAAGCUUAUGAAAUUACCUACGUGAGGCUAAAGUUCCACACCAGUCGUCCUGAGAGCUUUGCCAUCUACAAACGCAGCCAGUCUGGAGGUCCCUGGGUGCCAUACCAGUACUACAGCGCCUCCUGUGAGAAGACAUAUGGCAAGCAUGAGGGCCAGUAUCUGAGGCCAGGGGAGGACGAGAGGGUGGCCUUCUGCACUGAUGAGUUCAGCGACAUCUCCCCACUGAGUGGAGGCAAUGUAGCCUUCUCCACCCUAGAAGGUCGGCCCAGUGCCUAUAGCUUUGAUGAGAGCCCCAUCCUGCAGGAAUGGGUAACCAGCACAGAGCUGCUUAUUUCUCUGAACCGGCUCAACACCUUUGGGGAUGACAUCUUUAAGGAUCCUAAAGUAUUGCAGUCCUACUAUUACGCCAUCACUGACUUCUCUGUCGGGGGCAGGUGUAAAUGUAACGGGCAUUCCAGUGAAUGUGUCCUCAAUGAAGGGGGCCAGCUGGUCUGCAGCUGCCAGCACAACACCACGGGCCCUGACUGCGAGAAGUGCUUACCCUUCUACCAAGACCGGCCCUGGGCUCGGGGCACGGCGGAGGCUGCCAAUGAAUGUCUGCCCUGCAAUUGCAGUGGCCUCUCUGAAGAAUGUUUCUAUGACUGGGAGUUGUACCGGAGCACUGGGCAUGGAGGGCACUGCCAGAACUGCCGCGAUCACACCGCUGGACCCCACUGUGAGCAUUGCCAGGAGAACUUCUACCGCUGGGACCAGAAGCAGCCAUGCCAGCCCUGUGACUGCCAUCCAGCAGGAUCUCUGAGCCUACAGUGUGACAACUCAGGCACCUGUGAGUGCAAACCCAGUGUGACUGGCUGGAAGUGUGACCGCUGUCUGCCUGGGUUCCAUUCUCUUAAUGAAGGUGGAUGCAGACCUUGUACCUGCAAUGUGGCGGGCAGCUUAGGAACUUGUGACUCCCGCAACGGACGGUGCCCUUGCAAGUCCAAGGUGGAAGGCUACUUAUGUGACAGAUGCCAACCUGGGACAUUUAACCUGAAGCCUCAAAAUCCUUCUGGUUGCACCAGCUGUUUCUGUUAUGGCCACUCCAUGGUGUGUGCAGCUUCCCUCCAUUAUGGCAUACACUAUAUCAUCUCUGACUUCCACCAGGGAGCAGAGGAUUGGAAAAUCAGAGGUCCGCAAGGCAGAGAGGAGCCUGCACAGUGGAGUCAGAGUGGAAUCUUCUUGGAGCCAAAGGGAGAGGAGCUGUGGGAGUUCAUUGCACCAGAGAAAUUCCUUGGAGAUCAGCGCUUCAGCUAUGGGCAGCCCCUCUCUCUGACCUUCCAAGUACCACCUGGGGGCUCUCUCCCCUCUAUCUGGCUGAAAUUGGAAGGAGCAGGACUAGCCCUGACUCUGAAACCCUCCAGUCCAACAGGCACCCAACAGCCUGGGCAGCCUGAAGAGUACCUGUUCAUGUUCAGCUUACAGGAGACCUCGGAGGAUACAGAACGCCUGCUCCCAGCCUUUCACUUCCAGAGGCUCUUGGCCAACCUGACCGCACUCCAGAUCCAGGUUGUGGGUCCCAGAAGCAGCAGCAGCAGCCGCCCUACAGGUCAAGUGAUCCUGACUAAAGUCCAGCUCACUUCCGCAGGCCCCGGUCUGGCCCCCGAGGCCCCUUGGGUGGAAGAGUGUACAUGUCCCAGGGGCUACCUAGGACAGUUCUGUGAAUCCUGCUCUCCAGGGUACAAGAGGGAGACGCCCUUGGGCGGGCCCUAUGCCAGUUGUGUCCCCUGCACCUGUAACCAGCACGGCACCUGCGACCCCGAAACAGGGAUCUGCCAGUGCCUGCACCAAACCGAGGGCCCCUCCUGUGAGCGCUGCACACCUGGUUUCUACGGCAACCCCUUUUUGGGUCAGCCGGAUGACUGCAAGCCCUGUCCCUGUCCUGGCCAAUCAGCAUGUACGACCAUCCCAGAGAGCGGAGAGGUGGUGUGUACCCACUGCCCUAAGGGCCAAAGAGGACGCCUUUGUGAGAUGUGUGAUGAUGGCUUUUUUGGGGACCCCUUGGGGACAUCUGGUCCCCCCCAGCCCUGCCAGCGAUGCCAGUGUAAUGAGAAUGUGGACCCCAAUGCUGUGGGCAACUGUGACCCCACAACAGGCCACUGUCUACGCUGUCUGCACAAUACGACUGGUGCCCACUGCGAGCAGUGCCAGGAGGGUUUCUACGGGAGUGCCCUGGCCCCACACCCUGCGGACAAAUGCACUCCCUGCAGCUGUGACCCAAAAGGCUCAGCCAGAGAUCAGGGGGCCUGUGACCCCCAGACAGGCCAGUGUUCCUGCCUCCCCCACGUGACUGGACGGGACUGCAGUCACUGCAGCCCUGGUUUCUACGACCUCCAGCCAGAAAGGGGCUGCCAGAGCUGCAAGUGCCAUCCUGUUGGUUCCCAGGAGAACCAAUGCCACCCUGAAACUGGGCAGUGCCCUUGCCUUCCUGGGGUUGGUGGAGUGGCAUGCACCCGCUGCCAACCCAAUUUCUUCGGCUUCUCUGCCAAGGGCUGUCGAGCCUGUAACUGUUCCCCUUUGGGUUCUGUCACCACCCAGUGCCACGAGAACAGCACCUGUAUAUGUAAGCCAGGCUUUGUGGGCUACAAGUGUGAUCACUGCAAGGAGAACUUUUUCCUCACAGCUCAGGGCUCUCAGUGCCAGGAGUGCCCAGUUUGUUUCUCACUAGUGAAGAAAGAGGCCACCAAACUCAAGUCUAAGCUAAAGGUGAUGGAGCGAUGGCUGCAGAAAUCUGACUGUGACAACCCCUGGAGGGACUAUGCCUUGCAGGGAGAAUCACCGAGAGGAGACACCUACCAGGACACUAGGGAAGCUUUUCUGGAGCAAAUGGAAGAGUUGGGGAGUUCCAUGAGGGCUGCCCGGCAUCAAUUGAAGGCAGCAAGCAAGAAUGUCAAUUGCACCAGGAGUAGUUUGGAGAAGUCCUGCAUCCAACUGGUCGACAUUGAGACUCUGCUGCAAUCAACAGAGCUGGAGAUUCAGCAGGCAUCUGGAGUCCUCACCACAAUGGUAAUCCCUCAGGAAGUGCCCAACCAGCUCACCAAUUGGAGUCAUCUAGCUACUGAGUCUCAGACCCUGGUCAAGAGUCAUACAGACAUAGCCACCAAGAUAGAGGCAGCAGCACGGAGGGCUCUGCUUGCUUCCAAUACCAGUUAUACUCUUCUAUGGAGUCUCGUGGAGGGCAAAGAAGCACAGGAGAUAUGGCACGAGCUGGAGGACAGGUACCAGGAAAUGCAGAAGGCCCAGGAGGAGCUCAGAACAUCCACAGCCCAGGCAACCACUGAAGCCAAGAGUGUGCUGGCAUCUGUGGAGCGGAUUAGCUCGGAGGGGGCUCAGCACCUGGUGAAGCUCUCCACUCCGGAAAUUUUGCCUCCCACACACCUUACCAGGGACCUGGACAGGAAACUACAGGAUGUGGAGAAGACACUGACUGCUCAAGAGAGUAUGUUCACCGAAGCAGCCCAGGAUCUCUUGGCCACUUCCCAGGAAGAGCUUCAGAAGAUCCAGCCCUUUGAGCAACUGCGAGAGGGGGCUAAGACUGCCCUCACCCUGGCUACCUCAUCUAUUGCUAAAGCCAGAACAACCAUCAGUGAUUCCAAGACUUUGCUGGCCAAUCUGGAAGAAAUGAAGAAAACAUUUCCUCAGCCAAAGGACCAGGGAGCUCUAAGAAGAAAGGCAAGAGUCAUUCAAGAUAGACUCAUUGGUGAAACCCAAAAGAAGACUAAGCAAGCAGAGAAGAUGCUGGGAAAUGCUGCUUCCAUCUCUGCCACAGCUAAGAAGAAGGCCAAGGAAGCUGAGUUGUUGGCUAAAGAGAGUACAAAGAAUUCCAAGACCUUGCUGAGGGAAAGUAAACAGGAAUACCGACAAGCCAGCAAACUGACCAACCAAGCACGAGGAACUCUCCGAGACAUCUCCCGGCAGGUGAUGUUGUCCAGGGAACGAAGGAAAGAGAUGGAGAAAGUUGACUGGGCAGGGACUGGGCCUGGGUUGAGCAAGGUGGAAAGAAACAUACAGGAAGCCCGGAGCUCCCUGGAGAUGGACAUCAAGGUCUUGUCUGUCCUGCUUAAUAGAUUGGGGAAGCUGGACACGCACCAGGCUCUAGCCUCAGCUCUGAAUGAGUCAGAGCAGGAGCUGGAGCCACUGAGGCAGCGCCUGGACAGACAGGGGUCCCUGCAAGAGAAACUGAGCCUGCUACAACAGGAGGCAGAGCAGCAGGAGCUCCAGAUCCAAGACUUGGAUAGUGAUCUCAAGGAGAUCCACGCGGACAAACAGAACCUGGAGGACAUUCUGCGCAGCCUGCCGGAGGGCUGUGCCAGCUGGCAGUGAGAAUCUGACCUAAGCCCCUGAGCACGCGCCCACCCACACAUACACCUGCCUACACUCCUGAGGGUACACACAGUCAUGAGCAUACACACUCCUAUGCCCACGUACAGCUCCACAUGUACUCAGGCCAACUGUGGUCAUGCAAACAUGUCCACAAGCACGCAUACCAGUGCCAGCCUGUGUGCUCACAUACCCACCUGUGAACAUGCCACACGUUGUACGUACAUGCCCACGUCUACACAACCAUUCAUGCCAACAAGUAUCUCCCCAGCCACAGUCAUUUAGGCACACAGAUUCAGAAGAACAGAUUUAUACACCUAUAGCAACAAGUAUGUGGGCAUCCUUCCACUUAGAUGCACACACUCUAGCCUAUGCAGUGUGUGACGUAUGUCCGUUUCUGUGCACACAUAGACCAAUACUGAUGUGUACUUAUAGAAAUAACCUUCUGGGUACACACUCCAAGAAUAAUAUUCCCAGUUCUCUCCUCCCUCAAACAGCUCAUGUAUACAUAAGCAUAUGUGCCUAUGCUCACAUUAUUUACAUGCAGAAACUUAUGCACACUCACACACACAUUGAUGUGUCUUAUGGCCCAUCUCUGCAGACAGCUCACUGUGUUAAUGCCUGAAUACAGAUGCCCCACUCACUUACGGUGAUCCAUUCAUGCUUCCAGGUUAGCUGGGUAAUCCCUUUCCUUGCCAGUCUACAGGUUCCCAUGUAUACUAGCCAGCUCCCAAGAGCCCAGUGAUGAGUUGGUAGUUCUUGCCUGCCUUGGAUUGUGAGGACCAACAGGUGCUACUGAUGAUCACUGGACAAACAGGAUAGCUUGAGUAUUCCAGUAUUUAGGAAGAUCUGUGUGUUCCCCAACUUUGCCUCUUUUGAGCUCUUCACCCCCUGGCUCUCUCUAGAUCCCACUCAGAUUAGGAUCAGUGUCUCUUCCAUCGCCAAUACCCCCACACCCACACACAACCCCCUCCCCUUCACAGAUUGGGAAACAAAACAGGCACUUGGGGUUUCUCAGUGGUAGCACUUGAAACCAAAGAACUCCUGAAUCCACUGCUUGACCAGUUAGGCAGGUCUACAGGGUCUUCUCUGUCUCUCUUUCUCCUCUGCCUGUCUCUCUCUUUUUCUAUCUGGCUCUGUGUCUCCUUGGUUUCUCUCUAUUCUCUCUCUCCUCUCCUCUUCUUUCUUUCUCUCUCCCUCUUUUUCUCUCUCUCCCUGUCUGUCUCUCCCUCUCUCUCCUCUGUUUCUCUCUCUCCUCUCCUCUUUUUCUCUUUUCCUCUCUCUUCUCUCUGUUUCUUUCUCUCCCUUUCUCUCCUUCCCUCUCUGUCUCUCUCCCUCUCCUCUGUUUCUCUCUCUCCUUCCCUCUCUCUGCCUCUCUUGUCUCCCUUUCUCUUUCCCUCUCUUUUUCUCUGUCUCUGUCUCUCCCUCUUUCUCUCUCCCUAUUUCUCUUGUCUUUCUCUCCUCUCCUUCUCUCCACCAUCUCUCUCUCCCUCUCUGUCUCUCCCUCUCUCCUCUCCUUUGUUUCUCUCUCCCUCUUUCUCUUUCCCUCUCUCUUCUUCAUUUCUGCUCUCUCUCUCUCCCUUCCCUCCCUCCAUCCAUCCCUCCCUCCCUCCCUCUCUUGUCUCUGUCUCUCCCUCUCACUCCUCUCUCUGUUUCUCUCUCUCCUCACCCCGUUUCUCCCUCUCUCCCUCCAUCCCUCCCUCUGUAUGUAUCUUUCUCUCCCUCUCUUUCUGUGUCUCUGCCUUUGUCUCAGUCUCUUACUCUCUUUUUCUCAUCCUCAAUCUCUUUCUAUUGCCUUAUUCUAGUGCCUAAUUCCUGGUUCUUGGAAUUAAUUGCAGUCUCCUAAGGAAUUUUCCCAACAGCCCUUUCCAUUACACUGAGGCCUCUUACUAUGUGAUAGCACAUGGAAUUCAUUUCUAAAUAGCCUGUACCUUGGAGGGAAGACCUGGGUCAGAGGGUGGACAGGAGCACAGAUAUUUCUGUCAGCUACAGUGAUUCUGACUCAGCAGCUCAGUUGGACUCUAUUAACCACCCUCCGCAGCCCACACAGGGAAGCAACAGAAGGAAUGGAGUCCAUGUCAGAGCUCAGGAGGUCAAGAGGUUGACCUCUCUGCCUCUACUCAACCUAGGGGAGAUCUCACUGCUUUAGCUCAUUUGGUUAGGUUCUUAUUCCUCCAACUUUGACCUCCAGGCUUGGAACAGAUCAUUGCAUGGAAGCAGGAAGGGUCAUGGGAAGCUUAAAGGCAGGAACAGCAACAGACAGAUUCUGCUGUAAGGGGUAGGAGUGAGCAGAGAGAUAGGAUGUUGGAACAUCCCCCUGAAUGCUGCCACCUCCCUCUCUUCCCCCACCAAUCCCCUGCAUAGUAUUCCUGCCCUUAAGCAGGGAAAUAGAGUGAAGAGUCCCCAGAUCCCCAAAGGUUUUUCAAGUAGAAGACAAUACCUGAGAAUCUAAUCUGGAGAAAGAGUCCUAUUAUAAAGUUCUUCUGUUUAACCUAGAAAUAAAAGGUCUUACAAGGA
This is a messenger RNA of Monodelphis domestica (gray short-tailed opossum), 7321 nucleotides long. It is a transcript of the gene LAMC3, whose product is annotated as laminin subunit gamma 3. Gene Ontology annotation, biological process: animal organ morphogenesis; tissue development. Lineage: Eukaryota; Metazoa; Chordata; Mammalia; Didelphimorphia; Didelphidae. The record is from RefSeq and is a predicted model, not a curated record.